AUGUCUGCGGCAAGCCGGGUUGUGUACACUGCACCCCACCCUGGUGCGUGGCCAGCUUCCUCGUGCAUCCGGCCAUUCCUUCUGCAGCGCAUUUGUGGCCCUCGCAGCGUGCAUCCCAUGGCGAAGGUCUCCGAGUCCAUGUCCCAGGUGCUGACUUUGCUGGGCGCGGCAGUGGGGCCUCUGGAGCUGAGCCGCCUGGGCCUGUGCAGCCGCGGCUUGGGGCGCCAGGUCUUCGAGCCCAGCUUUCCGCAGCGGCUCUGCCGGCACCUGCGUCUCCAAGACCCGGGCCUGGACCUGGAGAUGCUCUCGAUCUGCCUGGCGCUGAGGUCCCUCCGGACCCGAACCUUGGGACGCAAGGCGUGCGAGGAGGAGCGCGAGGCCCAGUAG
Messenger RNA from Effrenium voratum, 387 nucleotides. The record is from the annotation of a GenBank genome assembly. NCBI's taxonomy places the organism in Eukaryota, Dinophyceae, Suessiales, Symbiodiniaceae.